UUUAGUAACAUACAGGCAGCUUUACUCGUCCAGCGGUCUUACGCGGCGGUACGUGCGCGCGCGAGUUCACCCCGCAGCAGGGAAAGCGUAAAAACAAAGCGGCUCUCGCGGACGGACAUCGCACGCCGCCGGAACGCGAAACAGCAAAAUCCCAGUGGAAAAUGUAACGAUUUUGAAAAGUCUUCUCGCGAGGAGGGAAGAGAAAAGCGUCGAAGGAGGAAAAACGAAGGAGACAGAGCGAAAAGGGGAGAAACGGCGGCGGCGGCGGCGAUUUUCCACUUCGAAGGGGACGCGAGGCGCUUCGCCACCGGUGGACCGAUCAGGCCGAAGGGCAAGUUUCAUGGCGUGAGGCGUCAUCGGGGACUCGCGGAAGCUCGCCUGUUUUCCUCGCGGAAGAGCGAAGACCGAAAGUCAGGAUGCACGCGGUUGGAUUGCACUCGGCGCUGGCCAUCAAGCGUCAGCGCAAGCGUCGGGACGAGCAGCGUCGCGCGCGCGAGCGUCGUUAUAGCGCGCAAUCGGGCGAGAGCGGCCUGACGUCGCCUAGGGCCUCGACCGGAUCGCUGGACCAACACGGCAGGCAUCACGGCAAGGGCGCGCACGGCGCCGGGCGCCACAGCGCCGGCCAGGGCCAUGCUGGGACACCAAGGUGGGUCACCUCGAUCGGGAUGCUGCACAUCGGCGUCGUGUUCCUCGUCCUGGGCGCGUUCCUGCUGAUGAGCGGCCUGCUGCCGGGCGAUCUCGCCCACUGGGCGAAGGCGUCCGGCGGCUGGUACGAGCUCGUGGCGGUCGGCCUGUCGCGAUCAUCGUCGGCGUCUCCUCAUCGUCCUGACCGCGUGAUCGCGAAGAAGGAGGAGGACGAUCUCGAGGAGUACGUGCAGCGUCAGCUGACCCCGCUCCCCGCUCCGGGCCACCGUCUCGAGAGGGACGUGGAGACGGGCGGGCUGACCACGCGCCACGCCAGACGCGCGAAGCAGCAGAUGAAGCAGGCGUCGUCGGACAUCGAGAUCAAGGAGAAGAGCGCGACCAGCAGCGAGUCGCCGGAGUCCAGGAGCCCGCCGCCGGCUUACUCGCCGCAGCCGACGAUCAACGGCGACAAUCAGGCGACGGCGCAGCUCUACCUGGAGCAGAUCACCGAGGAGGAGAUCAUCAGCGACCGCGUCGAGACCUCGACGACCAACAGCCUGAGCCCGGGCUCGCCCAGCGAGACCAGGGAGCUGCUGCAGAACGCGCGGUACUCGAAGCAGAACGGGAAUCCGCAGCAGGUCCACCGGCCGCUCUACGUGUCCAAGAUGUAGAUCCCGUCGGAUUAAGCGGAGGGGGGGGCGGGGAGGACUCCAGCGACGUCCCACGAUGAUUCUGCCAAGGCGAACGCGUACGCGAUAAUCAGAUAACGGAGAUAACGACGAAACGACACGCUCUCUCCGUCGUAUUCUCGCGCUCCAAUUCCGCGCACGGGCGCACCUUAUCGUACAUAUUAAACAAAAGUCUUUUUAUCCACGAUUGUUCCGAGCGGCGGGGUUAUUCCUCGUGGUGAAAUUUCGCGAGAUCGUGGGCGCUUAAUACGAAUUCGUUUGCGCGAAAUGUACAAGAAGGGAACGCGCGCCGCGAUGUUUUUUUCGCGCGGAUAUAUCUCGUCCGUCGAGGCGUGCACCUCGCGACGAAAUUGCGCAGCACAACGCGGAGACUGUGAAAAUAAUUUAAUAUCGGGAACACGCGGAUUUCCACGCGGUAAAUAGCGGUGGUGUCGCGAAAAACCAAAGCACGCCGGCGACACUGCGGGCGAAAGAGACUUUCGAUCGAUCGCGUGGCGAAAUUUACGAGAAGGAAGAAUCUUAAUAAUCAUAUACACGGUACACAACACACACACACACAGACACAUGCGCAUGCACACAACACUUAGACGAAGCACGAAGUAGGAAAACAAGAGAAUCGAAUUCAAGGACCAAGAGCACUAUCCAAGGAGAUCAUAUCGUAAGAGGAGGCACGAUUUUGCGAAACGAUUGCUGUUAAGAUGCAUCUAAUAGGGAAGUAAUCGAUAAAUAACUUACUGAGAAUAAUCCGUUUAUACCUAAAAAUCUAUUAGGCGUAUAAGUGAGGGCGCAUGUAUUACGAUAUAUAAUCCUUUAUACACUUUCUAUCCUUCGUACGUUCGAUCCUCAUUUGCCAAUUAUUUCGAAAAUGAAUUCGCAAACGAGGCGUCUCUAUCAAUCUAAGUUAGAUGAGAUUCCAGUAAAACGCGGUAUUAAUUUUUUUUUCUCCUUAAACAAUUAUGUAGUUAUAUCGAGCGCGCUGCGAUAUUACGUUCGAAGCGGCUGAUCUCGUUAAAAAGUUGCGAUAAUUAUUACUUACGAUCGUUAUCUCUGAUCUCAUCAUACAUAUAGCCGCGUCGGCAACGAGAGAACGGUUCGUUUCUGCGCAAGGACUGAAGGUAGCGGAAUGUUUCCGACUAUAUGAUGACACUCCGAGACUUGAUUUCGACAUAUUCUAUAGCGCUAAUAUUUUAACACGCACUCUCGGAGGAAGAUUCGUUCAAUACAUAUGCGCACACAUAUAUAUAUAUAUUGAACGAAUCCAUCUAUAUAUAUAUAUAUACGACGAAUUCCAGAAUGUACGCCAAGAAUUGCAACUAUUCGUCCAGCGACUGUUGGCGCGACAGUUAUCGUUAAGCUAGUCGAUAAUUUGUAAUAUGCUAUAUUCCUUUUUAUAAUAUAUUAAGCAUUUAUUUACAUACACUAACUUUAGUCGGCGGAGAUCUUUGAGAAUGAACGACGUCGCGAGAAACUCCCGUCAUUCCACUGAAAUUA
Linepithema humile (Argentine ant) is the source of this 2804-nucleotide messenger RNA. RefSeq lists its product as uncharacterized. NCBI's taxonomy places the organism in Eukaryota, Metazoa, Arthropoda, Insecta, Hymenoptera, Formicidae. The record is from RefSeq and is a predicted model, not a curated record.